Molecule: messenger RNA, 861 nt
Organism: Cicer arietinum (chickpea)
Lineage: Eukaryota; Viridiplantae; Streptophyta; Magnoliopsida; Fabales; Fabaceae
Source: RefSeq, a predicted model, not a curated record
UUCAUUUCAUUCUAUUUCAUUUCAUUUUCAUCGAUGGGUUCCAAUGAGGCGUUUGUUGGUGUUAGUAGCACCGAUGUUAUCUUUUCUUCUUCGUCUUCUCCUCCCCCUUCUCCCGAAAAUGAAAAUGGAAGAUGGAUUUGUGGCUACAACACAGUUACUCAUACAUACCACCUUCUUCCUCGAGGCAAUGCCAAUGACACUGGUGAUGUCGCUUCAAUUAGAAAAUCCGUACAUAUAUUAGAAGUUCAAUCCGGUCACCAUGAUCAACCACCAUCACCAUCACCGUCGCCGUCACCGGCACCAAUUAAUAAUAAUGAUGUAAUAAUGGCGACUCCAAUUCGUGCUGUUGCUGCUGAUGAUAAGACGACGAAGAAGGAGAAGAAUAAGAAUAAGGACGGUCGAAUCCAUAGUCUACCACACAAGAAAUAUGGACCGUACACGUGUUCAGAGUGCUAUGAAGUGUUUGCUACUUCUCAGAAGUUUGCUUGUCACGUGACGUCGAGUCACUACAAGGGAGAAAGUGAAGAACAGAGAAAGAAAAGAUAUAUGUCAAGAGUUCGAAACAGAUCUAAUCUUCAAAUUCAGAAGGUCGAUGAUGGAAUCACUGUUGUUGCUGCUGCUGCUGCUAUCAAUGAUGAUCAGACCAUUGCUGUUGAUCCUACUCCUCUUCCAAUUCCAAUCAAAGUAAAAUCGGAGCCCCAAGAUUCAUCAUGAAUUAAUAUUCAAUCAACAGGCUGCAUCAAUUUUAUUUUCAUGUUUAGUUCUGUACCAACUAUUAUUUUUCAAUGCUUUUAUUUCUUUAUUUAUGUUCACCCGUUGAUUUUCAAUACUAAAUCUCUCAUCACAACUGAUUUAAAUGAA